Messenger RNA from Metschnikowia bicuspidata var. bicuspidata NRRL YB-4993, 210 nucleotides. It is a transcript of the gene HHO1, whose product is annotated as histone. Gene Ontology annotation, biological process: chromosome condensation; nucleosome assembly; negative regulation of DNA recombination. The annotation marks the transcript as partial. Gene Ontology annotation, molecular function: nucleosomal DNA binding; double-stranded DNA binding. The transcript has 2 exons. Gene Ontology annotation, cellular component: nucleus; nucleosome. The record is from RefSeq and is a predicted model, not a curated record. Lineage: Eukaryota; Fungi; Ascomycota; Pichiomycetes; Serinales; Metschnikowiaceae.
UAUACAGACAUGAUCAAGUCUGCUGUCACUUCUUUGAAGGAAAGAAACGGCUCUUCCCGUCAAGCUGUCAAGAAAUACGUUCAAGCCAACUUCGAUGUCAAGGCCACCAGCUUUGACUCCUUGUUCAACGCUGCUUUGAGGAAGGGUGUUGAGACUGGCGACUUUUCUCAGCCAAAAGGACCCUCGGGCCCAAUUAAGAACGUCAAGAAG